This is a messenger RNA of Mizuhopecten yessoensis (Yesso scallop), 2038 nucleotides long. RefSeq lists its product as uncharacterized. Bases 1 to 546 code for a protein of 181 amino acids. The transcript has a single exon. Lineage: Eukaryota; Metazoa; Mollusca; Bivalvia; Pectinida; Pectinidae. The record is from RefSeq and is a predicted model, not a curated record.
AUGGUAUAUCNUGAACCCACUGUAGUUAGCUAUAGCAGUUCUUCAAACGACGGCGAUAGAUCCGACACAAAAAGCAGCGAAGACUCGUCUACCAGUGGGGAACUGUCUGACAAUGACGUUCCCGCGCUAUCGUUCGAUGCUUUGAAAAUUAGACCAAAGAGGGCAAAAAGAAUGACACUAUAUCAACCUCAGCUAAACAUUAUUCCAGAAAAUGCUAUAAUGUUUCAAAAGGCAAAGAAAAGGAGAGAAAUUUCUGUGACGUCACCUCCUCCGAAACAAUCCCCUCGCACUAUUUUGAACACAGUUCCUAGUUUAUCAGCCAUUCCUGAGUACGAGCAUUCGUCCAAUGGGGACGAGGAAUACUGGAACAAGAAAAAGAAAGCAAGAGCUCUUCGAAGGGGAGAUAGUCAAACUCACAAUGGUGUUAGACUCGAACCGAUUUCACAAGUGGAACAUCCACAAUUAAAAACUAAAAUGAAAGCUCAAAAGAAAAUCCGGAAACUGAUUUAUCUUCGCGAUGUUCCAGAGAAAAAAUACCAUCAUUAACGAAAAUGUUUUGUGAUAUGUGCUAUUUACCAUGACAGGAUUAUUAAAUAAUUGUUUUGUUACGUUUCAAACAACGCUAUGAGAAUCAUUGUCCAUGAAUUAAUCAGGCAGCGGGUCUGUCUGGGACCUUGGAAUUACUAAGGUGGAUCGUCACUCUUUUUAAAAUGCUUGACAUGUCAUGUAUGACGUCACUGUGUACCACAGGAAAAUAAUUAUGUUACAUAUGCUGAUAAGUUAUCUCGUCAUAUUAAUAUAUCACGUGACAACUGUGAAUAUUUCUUCAUGGGACGUUGACAUUGACGAGACGAGAAAGCAAAGUAAUUUGAAAUAGCUCAAUGAAAUUGUUCAUUACUGUUAAGUUACUUGUUUGUUUCACAACAUGAAUUUGACUGGACGACCGAUCUACGCACGUACACACUUGGCUAGUAAGCUUUAUCAUAAUGAUACGUUUGCCGCUACGCAAAAUAAAAUGCAUUGACAAAAUGCACAAAACACUGUUUUAUUUAAACAUCUACUUUAUUUUUAACAAUGACAGAUUCACCUGAAAAUUUGCCAGUUACACAAAAUCGUGUGUUAGGUUUGAAUUGACAUCUUUAACAUAACACCAGGGUUGUUUUGCAACAUACAGAGUAACCAACAAAACGAACGUCGAACAUUCGCUUACAUGUAUGUAAGUCAAUUGACAUGCUGCUCUAAAUAAUAGGCAUUGCUAAUGUUUCGACAACUUUGUGCCGUUUUGACCUUUUUGCCCUAAAAGCAGAUGCUUUGACAUCGUCCCGUCGUCCUGUCUCAUAUACGACACUUCUUAAAUACCCUCUUUUCGUAUAUCAAAUAAGCGAAAGGAAAUAUUCAAUAAGUUCAAACUAUUCCCCUUUCAAAUUAAAAAUGUGAAAGGGCGAAAGGCCGAGAAAAAUAAAUUGACAUAUCUUGCUCUUUUUCAUAUCCAAUUUGAGAAAAGAGGAAAGGUCGAUAAUAAAGAAGUAUUAAGUUUGGUCCUUUGUGAGUGAAACGAUAUUACGAAAGAAAAAAUGGCGCAAUACAGCUAUGGUAAAGACUAUUUAGGAUAUGUAUUGACAACAAAACGUGGGAGACAAACUUCAACAUUAUUUGUUACUAUAAUAAAUAGUGUAACAUUAUAAAGUGGGAGAGAGGAUUAGAUGACGCCUUGUUAGUGAAGUUCUGACAUUGCAACAUUAACAUACAACCACAGAUGCAUUUAAUUACAACGACUGUGUUAUACAAGCCACACGACACGCCAAGAGACUCUGGUAUGAAUUUAUUUAAUGUUGGCAUUCUUUAAGUUUCUUAACAAAAAUAAAUAGGCUAUUUUAAAUCACGUUACUUGAAUUUCUAUAUUUCUGCAAGUACGAGUUCUUCACUGUGAAAGUUUGACGUUAUUUUGAAACACUCGCUAGGACAAACAUGCUGUUGCACUAUAAUAUGCACCAUUCUGAUCUUAGCACUCGGCACAGACAAUAAACGGUAAUUUCGU